Messenger RNA from Lingula anatina, 1459 nucleotides. RefSeq lists its product as uncharacterized. The record is from RefSeq and is a predicted model, not a curated record. NCBI's taxonomy places the organism in Eukaryota, Metazoa, Brachiopoda, Lingulata, Lingulida, Lingulidae.
CGCUCUAGGUGCGUACUAAGGACGUUGAUUGAACAGCAAGACCAAGACGAGGUGAUUUGAUAUCAGAAAGAACAAACAAGGACAAAAGAUCAGUCGUCAGCAGGACCAAUACCCCGACAAUCUACACCAAAGAGAACCCAAAACAAAAACAGGGCUCAAGUGACGAAAUUUAAUAAUUGAUAUUCAAAGCGAAGAACACUACAUUAGAAAUUUGAGCUGUGGUAGUCAAGGGGAACGGAAGUAAAAAAAUAAAAAAAAACACGAAAACUAUUCCGAAAUCAACGUUGUUUAGGAAAUUGUUAUAUCGAUUCGUCAAUAACAAUGAGCUGCAGUGGGAGAAGGUGCGUGUUUCUGCGACGACAGGACUGGGCCCUUGCGUUAUGUGCAGUAGUCAUGAGCUCUAUGGUGCUUUUGGCGAGAGCGGCACCGGCGACCGUCGAGACGGAGCCAGGGUAUGGGUCUGUUAUAGAGGUGACCGAUGAAGAAUUUCGUCCGGCCGGAACCGCAGUACAGGUUCCUGAUUAUUUUACCAGUGGUCGUCAAGCUUACCUAAACAACUUUAAAGAACGAGCCUUGGUCGCCAGCAAAAUACGAGAGUUGGAAAAGGAAAUUGACGAGCUGGACAAACUCGGAUCAAAACUUGCGGAUCAGAUAUCGGCAGUUCAGCGAAAACGCGCUAAUCUUCAGUUUAAAAAACGCCAGAGGAUUGCCUGUCAGGUCUGGAUAGUUUCCUGUUUUGGGAAAUAGAUCAUCUACUUCAGGUGUAUUGACACUGUUAAGUAUGGAUCUCCCUGGAGGUGCAACUGACUGUUCUGAACUGUAGAUGUCGCUGAUAAUGCAGUUGAGACCACCUUGACUGUUCUAAACUGUAGGUGUCGCUGCAAAGACAGUCAAGGACGCCUCGACUGUCAACUACUGUAAAUAGCUAUGGAUAUUGUGCGUCCUGUUCAAAAGGUAGUCACCAUUUUUUUCAUGAAAAGAAAAUGUAAAUCUUAUUUGAGAGCUUUCGUAGCUUUCAGGAGAGAAGAUUCAGGCAACUUCGCUCAUCUGCACAUGGCAAUUUCACUAAAAGACAGAUUUUGAUAAUAACAUUGAGCAGAUAUAUUUUUGAUAUAUAAUGAUGACUGAUCCGAGGCUAUCAAACGGAUUCCGGGAAAUACUUAAUCCAUGCCAUUAGCAUGGUACUUUGAGUUAAAUAGGUUUUAAGUUAAGGAACUAGGGGCACUGGAUUUCAAAAGGACACUUUUUGUCAAAGAACUUUAUAGUUUAGGUUUCAAUAUUUUCAAACCCCAUCCACUCUCUUCUGAAGCAAGUUUCCAUAAAAAUAUUUCACAGGUGAAUGAAGAAACACAACAGAAAGAUACUGUACACGUAGCUGUCACAUGACUCUUAAUACACACCAUGCUAAUGAUGACAGAUCCAAAGCAAACCCGGUCAAUAGUGAAAUUGUAGUAUUGAA